This is a messenger RNA of Moesziomyces antarcticus, 360 nucleotides long. RefSeq names its product mitochondrial genome maintenance protein mgr2 protein. The transcript is spliced from 2 exons. Gene Ontology annotation, cellular component: TIM23 mitochondrial import inner membrane translocase complex. Bases 1 to 360 code for a protein of 119 amino acids. Lineage: Eukaryota; Fungi; Basidiomycota; Ustilaginomycetes; Ustilaginales; Ustilaginaceae. Gene Ontology annotation, biological process: protein insertion into mitochondrial inner membrane; protein import into mitochondrial matrix. The record is from RefSeq and is a predicted model, not a curated record.
AUGCCGCCUCCGCCUCAGAUGCAGGGAAUGCCCGGUGGCGAACCCACCGUAUUCCAAAAGAUCAAGAUGGGUGCGAUGACGGGCACGCUGGUCGGUCUGACGAUCGGAUUCAUCGGUGGCGGUAUCCAGAUUCUGCGUGCAGGUCCGGGGCCAAGGGGCGCACUCGGAACGCUCUCGCAGUUCAUGCUCAGCUCCGCAGCCACGUUCGGCUUCUUCAUGUCCAUCGGCACCGUGCUCAGGACCGAGGGGAUCGAGGCCAACCCGCACCUCACGCCGGCUCAGAGGAUCGUCGCGCUCAGACAGCACGAGUUGCUCCGCGAAGCCGCCAGGAACGGCGUCCACAUCCAGGACCGAAAGUAA